CAUGUUAUGUAAUCACGAGUCACGAUCUGUUCCAUGUGUUCAGUCCAGGUAAACAGACCUGUCAUUCUUGCACUUUACACCGAAUUUAAAAGAGUUCUUCAUUUAUUUAACCUUCCAAACAAAGCAUUAUACACGAGAAAACCGAGAUCGUGUUGGAAAUCAUCGGUUCUAUUGCGUUUUUUAUCUAAAUCAUACGAGAGCAAUCCUUCAAACGCGAUCAAAACAAUGACUGAACCCCCGAACAAGAAAGCCAAGAAAGAACACAAACUGGACGAUUCAGCUGACGACGACGAUAUACUACGAAGAUACCAUAAGAAGAGAAAGGCUGUUUGUGAGUCGGUCUUGGACUUCAAGUUCAACAAGAAGCGAGUUCGUCUUUUGUCAAAAGUCACCGAGGUGAAUGAUGAUUGUAAGGGAAUUGUUUAUUGGAUGUGGCGGGAUCAACGAGUUCAAGAUAAUUGGGCCUUGCUCUAUGCUCAGAGAUUAGCACUGAAGCAACAAGUACCACUACACGUCUGCUUUUGUCUCCCAAAAACAUUCCUUGAUGCUGCCAUAAGGAAAUAUGGAUUUAUGUUGAAGGGCCUCAAACAUGUUGAAAAGGAAUUAUCUGAGCUCGAUAUUAGUUUUCAUCUUUGUCUUGGUGAACCAGAUAUAGUGUUACCAGAAUUGAUAAAGRAAUUUAACUUUGGUGGUGUGGUGUGUGACUUCUGUCCACUGAGGAAGCCCAUGCAGUGGGUAGACAAACUUAUCAAGGCCUUACCAAAGAGCAUACCAGUAUGCCAGGUUGAUGCUCACAACAUCGUUCCAUGUUGGGAAACCUCUCCAAAGCUUGAAUAUGGUGCUCGAACAAUCCGUCCCAAAAUCCACAAGGUUCUACAGUCAUUCUUGACAGAAUUUCCACCAGUUAUCAAACACCCUGAAACAGACUGGAAGGCAGCCUAUGAUUUCAUUGAUGUAGAUGACACCGUGAAAGAGGUUGACUGGGCUGAACCAGGAACUGAAGCAGGUCUGAAGAUGCUGGAGGAGUUUUGUGCACAGAGAUUAAAGCAUUUUGCUACAUCAAGGAAUGACCCAACAAAGAAAGCUAUUAGUAACCUGUCACCUUGGUUCAAUACAGGUCAGAUAAGUAAUCAAAGGACAAUCCUCAAAAUUAGGGAGUUCAGGGGCAAGUACAAAGAAUCUGUAGAAAGCUUCAUUGAAGAGAGUGUGGUUCGCAGAGAACUUUCAGAAAACUUUUGCUACUGCAAUGACAAUUAUGACUCUAUUGAUGGGACAAAUGACUGGGCUAAGAAGACCCUUGAAGACCAUGCUGGGGAUAAGAGAGAGCCUCUGUAUGACAGAGAAACCCUUGAGACAGCCAAGACUUAUGAUGACCUGUGGAAUGCUGCUCAGAGACAGUUGGUAUGUGAAGGCAAACUACAUGGCUUUUUGCGYAUGUAUUGGGCAAAGAAGAUCCUUGAAUGGACCAAGUCACCAGAAGWUGCUCUGGCUGAUGCGAUAUAUUUUAACGACAAGUAUGCCUUGGAUGGUAUCGAUCCUAAUGGAUAUGUUGGGUGUAUGUGGUCAAUAUGUGGYAUUCAUGAUCAAGGUUGGAAAGAACGACCCAUUUUUGGCAAGAUACGAUACAUGAACUAUAAAGGCUGUCAAAGAAAAUUUGAUGUUGCAGCAUUUGUUAAGCGCUAUAAACCUUAGUUAUAACCGUGAUGAAUACRGAGUUUGUUCAUAGGUGUGUCACUAGAGCGAUUUUUAUGAACCUGUGAAAUUUGAACCACAGCCUAUUGUAAAUAUAUUUGUUUCAAAAUACCAAGGGGUUUUGAAAUAACCCAUGAAAUUCCCCAUGGCCCUGGGCAGUCCAGACAAAUUUUUGUGACUUAUCUCUAAAGGUCAUAAAAUACUGCCAUUUUUUGGGCAAUUUACUCAGUGGAUAGCCUUAUUUCAGUGUCUAAAAAUUCACAAACACCUCUGGUAAAGUAAAGAAUGCACAACUCCAGCAAUACAUACCCUUUGGAAUAAUUACACUGGCCUCCACUUGAACACAUGAAUAUUCUACAAUAAUUCGAAGGUAACCCCUGAGUAAUGGAGAACUCAAAACUGAAAUAUUUGUUUUCAUGCAUUCUGAACCUGUCCUUAGUUUUAUAUUAGUAAGACGUUAAAUAUUGAUGGAUAGAAAAAUUGUUUUCAAA
Molecule: messenger RNA, 2183 nt
Organism: Actinia tenebrosa (Australian red waratah sea anemone)
Lineage: Eukaryota; Metazoa; Cnidaria; Anthozoa; Actiniaria; Actiniidae
Product: deoxyribodipyrimidine photo-lyase
Biological process (GO): photoreactive repair
Molecular function (GO): deoxyribodipyrimidine photo-lyase activity
Source: RefSeq, a predicted model, not a curated record